Myxocyprinus asiaticus (Chinese sucker) is the source of this 3212-nucleotide messenger RNA. RefSeq lists its product as uncharacterized. The record is from RefSeq and is a predicted model, not a curated record. Lineage: Eukaryota; Metazoa; Chordata; Actinopteri; Cypriniformes; Catostomidae. The transcript is spliced from 4 exons. Gene Ontology annotation, molecular function: A2-type glycerophospholipase activity. Gene Ontology annotation, biological process: arachidonate secretion; phospholipid metabolic process. The coding region runs from base 42 to 2393 and encodes 783 amino acids.
GACGUUCGUGGUGCUGAAAUUGCCCCCCCUCCCCCGUCGCGAUGUGGUCCGUGUUUUUCGUGUUUCUGUCUUAUCUGGACAGAAACUUUGUCAAAGGUGAAAUCUUUGAUGCAGAAAAAGAGAGCAAAGAACUGUUUUACAUGCUCAACAACACUCUCUGCGCAAAAAGUUCAGUUGCAGGAGAGUAUCAUCUCCAUCAGGUCACCGAUGGCAUUGAAGAGGUUCGCUCUGUGCACGACUCCAAAGGCGGUUUGGUCGACUGCUCUGUGAUUCUAAACGAAAUGCAAGUGAAAUCCUUCAUGCAUGUUUGUAGACUCGGUUUAAGAGAGCAGAAAAUGAACUCUGAUUUGAAGAUGACUUUGACUGGCGUCUCCGAAGCAAAGGCGAACUGCAAUAAGUUGAAACCAAAAGGCGACAGAAACGUGGUCGUGACAAGAAAACAACCAAAAGAGUCGAAUUCGGAUGCUGCAAACAAUAAGAAGACCCUCCGGAGAUCCAAGCGAGGCUUCACGUAUCCUGGGACACUUUGGUGCGGUGCAGGGAACAUUGCUGAUCAUUAUGAUCAAUUAGGUGAAUUUGCAGAGACCGACAAAUGUUGCCGCGAUCAUGACCACUGCCCAUACGUCAUCCAUGCAUUCUCCUCCAACUAUGGAUACACCAACAUUAAAUGGCACUCCAUUAGUCACUGCGACUGCGACAAUGAGUUAAAAGAAUGCCUGAGACUUGUAAAUGACACUUCAUCUCGAGUGGUUGGACAAGCCUUCUUUAAUGUGAUUGAAGUGCCUUGCUUUGAGUUCUCUUUUGAAGAACAGUGUGUUGAGCGUCACUGGUAUGGGGUGUGUAAGAGGUAUGACAGAGUUCCCAUUGCAGUGAUUAAAGAAUCAAUCUCCUAUGACUUUGGGGGAAUUGAUGUCAUUGAUGUAUUAACACUAGCUCCUCCUAAAGAGAAACAGUCGGACAAAGAAAAGCAAAACAAGACUCAGAACACAGAGAGCACAACGCAGUCAACAUUCUCUGAAUCUAAGUCCACCACACCUGAGGAGCCCUCGCUUACAAACGUGGUCACGGCUGCAGAGGACUUCAUCAAAGUGCUUGCCACCGUUUCCACUUCACAAAGCUCAUCCACAGAUGCGAGUAAAGGAGAGACACAGUCAUCAGAGAAAAAGAGUAAGAAAAAUCCUGGCAAAAAGAAAAAAGAGAACAAGAAGAGACGAGGAAAGGGUAAAGGAAGAAAGAGAAAUCAAAAACUUGAGAUAGUGUUAAAGGUUGACGAAGGACUGGCAGGUGAACCUUCUACCAGUCAAACAAAAGAGGUCAUGGGUAAGAACAAUUUUGUAGAGAACCCUAUGAAGAUCAGUCGGUUAAGCGCAAAGGAAGACAAUUUAAUGAACAGUGAGUUAGAUGCUGUGGGAAAUGGGCUACUUUCUAAUAAGAUGAUGCAAGAUGAACCUCAGAGGACAACGAAUGACAGUCAGGAGGUUGUAGCCACCACAAUAAAAGAGCCAGAGAUUCUACAGCACAGACAAUCAAACAAUACAAAGUUAGCAUCAAUUUCACCUAAAACUCCCAUUACCCCAACUAUACGUGAUAGAAACUCUAAGCUAAGACAAAGAGGUGGAAGGAAAAAGCAGAGAAAAUAUACCCCCUCCACAGAAGUUACCCAAUCAUUUUUGACCGGAGAUUCACAUUCAACAGUUACAGCAGUAGGCAUUAGCCUCGCAACGUCCACAACAGAGAGUCCCAUUAAUGCAGUAAGAAAGGAGAUGCCUUACAGUACAGAGUACAAGGAUGAAACGGGACCUGUAGUCACCACUACAGCUACACAUAAUACACCCAUUGUUAGAACCAAAAAGCCAAGUUUGAGGCAGAGAGAAGGAAGAAAAAGAAUGAGGAAAAUUAUUAGUUCCUCUACAGCAAAAAACAGUACAGAGGAUCCCCUAAUGGUCACUGGUUCUGAGAUAAUAGAGGUAACAGUUGGGGCAACCCAAGUGCUAGAGAGAUUGGGGUUAGACCGUCAUGAAAAUCCAACGGAAAGCUUUGCAACAGCAAGAUCAAGUGCACCAACUCCAAGGAAAAACAGACAACAAAGUUUGAAGGACACUAAGGGAAGAAGGAAAUCUAAAGUAGGACCCUCUAACUCUUCCAAAGACAGGCGUGUAAUCAGAAUCUGCUAUGAAACCAUUUUGACUGAUGUUACAGACACAACACCUCUCCCUACUCUGAUUGAGAAUGACACAGUGCUUCAGUCAAUACAUCCCGAGAUAAAUACGGCAACAGAGUUUCCCCUUGUACAGACUAACUCUCCAUCCAUGGUGACCCGCAGACCUAGAAAACCGAAGAGAGCCAGGGAGCGAGGAAACAGGGAAAAGAGAGGAAAACUUAAGAGAGAGUGAUAUUCACAGCCUGAUCUCAUGAAAAGUUUGUGACUGCUGCAACAUUUUUGUGAAAUCAAGUGGUUCCUUACACAUAUUGCGGCAGAUCUGAGGUAUGUCCACUGUGUGGCGCUUAAAGGGAGUUAAAUUUCCUACCAAAAUGAAGGGGUUUUUAAGGUUAGUGCUCUAUUGAGUUUUCUAUCAACAAAACCUGCCUCCCUGCCCUAAACCUUAAACCUAAACCUAACCCAUAGUAUCACAGCAUUGUGAAAAGUGUUUAUGAACCAAUAAUCUGCCGUUUUACUUGUGAUUUGUGUGAAAGGGCAUACAAGUCUUUGUUGAUGUUGCGCCACUAGUGUUCAUUUCACCAGGAAACUGCCACAAUACACACAACGAGCCACGCAAAAAUCUAUUUGCAAAAAUGUAGUUAUAGAAACGUAAUUAUUUAGCUUGCCACAUGAUGUGCAGCCCUUACAAAAAUUUGCCGCAAACUUGCCUCAAAUUCGCCAUAGAUAAUUUUCACAUGCAAAUGAGCUUUGCGGCAAAUUGUCCAUUGUUGCCAAAGGUUUGCCGGAGGUUCACCACUACCGGUGAAGAGCUGCAAACUUCUGGUGAACAUUUGCAGCUCAUCACAAGCUCAUUUGCAUGUGAAAAUAUCAAGCAGCAAAUUUGCGGCAAGUUUGUGGCUAGUUUAGAUUUUUUGUAAGGGGCAAAGUUGUUUUGAUAAGCAGCAUGUUUUACCUACUCUGUUUUUAUAGAUCCUAUGAUGAUAGAUUGACAAUCGGAUCAUUUUUUUAAGCAUAUGUAUCUCAACAUGAUUGCUGAAUAAAGUAAACACAA